UAACAGUGUUGACAGCGAGACCUGCAGCAAGAGCAACAAGAGGGGACUGGACAGAGAUCAAGAUAUUUAUGCUUAUAAGGUCCGAAAAUUCAGCCAGAGUGAAACAAGAGCUCAAAAACACAGAGGAAGCAGGUGUUUGGUGUUGAUGACAGUGUGUCUCGGGCUCAUGUGUGUUCUUCUGCUGGUCUUCAUCACACUGCAGCACAUCACCAUCACAGCAGAGAGAGACCUGUUAAAGAGCACAGUUGAAGAGUUCAAUCAGACUAGCUUACAGGACAAGAACACUGAUCUAAUGACUGAAAAAGACCAACUGAAGAACAACUUCACCUCUUUGAGUCAGAAGAAACUGGAGCUGGAGACCAGAGUCAAUGAUCUCACUGCUGAGAAAAGUCAAUUAAAGGGAAGUUUUGACUCUUUGAAUCAGACGAAACUGGAGCUGGAGACCAGAGUCAAUGAUCUCACUGCUGAGAAAAGUCAAUUAAAGGGAAGUUUUGACUCUUUGAAUCAGAAGAAACUGGAACUGGAGACCAGAGUCAAUGAUCUCACUGCAGAGAAAAGUCAAUUAAAGGGAAGUUUUGACUCUUUGAAUCAGAAGAAACUGGAACUGGAGACCAGAGUCAAUGAUCUCACUGCUGAGAAAAGUCAAUUACAGGGAAGUUUUGACUCUUUGAAUCAGAAGAAACUGGAACUGGAGACCAGAGUCAAUGAUCUCACUGCUGAGAAAAGUCAAUUACAGGGAAGUUUUGACUCUUUGAAUCAGACGAAACUGGAACUGGAGACCAGAGUCAAUGAUCUCACUGCUGAGAAAAGUCAAUUAAAGGGAAGUUUUGACUCUUUGAAUCAGACGAAACUGGAGCUGGAGACCAGAGUCAAUGAUCUCACUGCUGAGAAAAGUCAGUUACGAGGAAGUUUUGACUCUUUGAAUCAGACGAAACUGGAGCUGGAGACCAGAGUCAAUGAUCUCACUGCUGAGAAAAGUCAGUUACGAGGAAGUUUUGACUCUUUGAAUCAGACGAAACUGGAUCUGGAGACCAGAGUCAAUGAUCUCACUGCUGAGAAAAGUCAGUUACGAGGAAGUUUUGACUCUUUGAAUCAGAUGAAACUGGAGUUAGAGACCAGAGUCAAUGAUCUCACUGCUGAGAAAAGUCAAUUACAGGGAAGUUUUGAUGCUUUGAAUCAGACAAAACUGGAGCUGGAGACCAGAGUCAAUGAUCUCACUGCUGAGAAAAGUCAAUUACAGGGAAGUUUUGACUCUUUGAAUCAGACGAAACUGGAGCUGGAGACCAGAGUCAAUGAUCUCACUGCUGAGAAAAGUCAGUUACGAGGAAGUUUUGACUCUUUGAAUCAGAAGAAACUGGAACUGGAGACCAGAGUCAAUGAUCUCACUGCUGAGAAAAGUCAAUUAAAGGGAAGUUUUGACUCUUUGAAUCAGACGAAACUGGAGCUGGAGACCAGAGUCAAUGAUCUCACUGCUGAGAAAAGUCAAUUACAGGGAAGUUUUGACUCUUUGAAUCAGACGAAACUGGAGCUGGAGACCAGAGUCAAUGAUCUCACUGCUGAGAAAAGUCAAUUACAGGGAAGUUUUGACUCUUUGAAUCAGACGAAACUGGAACUGGAGACCAGAGUCAAUGAUCUCACUGCUGAGAAACGUCAGUUACAGGGAAGUUUUGACUCUUUGAAUCAGAAGAAACUGGAUCUGGAGACCAGAGUCAAUGAUCUCACUGCUGAGAAAAGUCAGUUACAGGGAAGUUUUGACUCUUUGAAUCAGAAGAAACUGGAACUGGAGACCAGAGUCAAUGAUCUCACUGCUGAGAAACGUCAGUUACAGGGAAGUUUUGACUCUUUGAAUCAGAAGAAACUGGAUCUGGAGACCAGAGUCAAUGAUCUCACUGCUGAGAAACGUCAGUUACAGGGAAGUUUUGACUCUUUGAAUCAGAAGAAACUGGAGCUGGAGACCAGAGUCAAUGAUCUCACUGCUGAGAAAAGUCAGUUACAGAACAGUAUUAACUCUUUGAGUCAGAAGAAACUGGAACUGGAGACUGAACUAGAGAAGAUAACACAAGACCCCUGCUACACCUACACUGUGUUGGACAAUCCAUGGAGAUCCAUCAAUAAUACAUUUGACUCCUCCUACAAGUGUGACCAGUCUGUCUCCUGGAGCGGCUGGUAUCGUCUCUUCAUUAACAGUAUUAGCGCUCAUAUCCCAGACACGUGUGUUGCUAAGAACAGCUGUGGCACUCAUGCCCCACUGUGGAUACGUGGUGGACACCCAACAGUAAGAGAUGGAGUCGUCACUCGAGAUGUCUGCGGUCACUGGAACAAUGACUGCUGCAAUUUCGGGUCUUCUCCCAUCAAAGUCAAAGCCUGCCUAGGCAAUUAUUAUGUCUAUGAGCUGGUCAGACCAACUGCCUGCCAUCUUGCAUACUGUGCAGCAUCGUGAGUGGUUCAGGAUUGGCGUUCCCGUGCCUCUACGGACCCAGCCUGUCUCGCCCUCUGAGUGACCGUCCGUGCUGAUCCAGACGGCAGUUUUCUGUUCUGUUAUUAAGAGACUUUCUGUUCCAUUACCAUUGAGAUUCCUUUGUUGGAUUUACUCGCCUUACGGCUCCUGUGUUACUCUUCUGAACAUUAAAUCACUCAUUGACUGUCCUUUGCUUUUGGGUCCUCUUUCUCAUACG
Molecule: messenger RNA, 2675 nt
Organism: Pimephales promelas (fathead minnow)
Lineage: Eukaryota; Metazoa; Chordata; Actinopteri; Cypriniformes; Leuciscidae
Source: RefSeq, a predicted model, not a curated record